ACACUGGCGGCUAUAUCACCUGUCUUCUCUCCUACGCAAAACCCCCCUCAAAACCCCAUCUGUUCUUCAUACCAGACCCUAAAAUCUCUGUUUCUGCUACUACGCUAUGGCUGGGGCUCUAGUUCACUCUGCAUACUUCUCUUCUGGUGUCCGUGAACGGAAGCUUCAGGCAAAUGGAACCGGGAAGGUGAAAAGAACAGUUAAAAUGAUGUGCAGUUCAUAUGCUCCUCCCAUGAGGAUGAGAACCUUUUCAGGAUUGCGGGUAUCCAAUGCUUUGGAUAACAUUCUGAGAAACGGUCAUGAUUUCCAUUCUAAGGUUGCUUUGGCAACAUCUGGUCGACGACGAAAGGUUAGCCGAUUUGUACCAAAAGCCAUGUUUGAGCGCUUUACCGAGAAGGCUAUAAAAGUUAUUAUGCUUGCCCAAGAGGAGGCACGUCGUCUAGGCCACAAUUUUGUUGGCACUGAACAAAUAUUACUAGGUCUUAUCGGUGAAGGAACUGGUAUUGCCGCCAAGGUUCUGAAGUCGUUGGGAAUCAAUUUGAAGGAUGCACGUGUGGAAGUAGAGAAAAUUAUUGGCAGGGGUAGUGGAUUUGUUGCUGUUGAGAUCCCAUUUACUCCUCGAGCUAAACGUGUUUUGGAACUCUCAUUGGAGGAAGCCCGCCAACUUGGGCACAACUAUAUUGGAUCAGAGCACUUGCUACUUGGUUUGCUUCGAGAGGGAGAAGGUGUUGCAGCCCGUGUUCUGGAGAAUUUAGGAGCUGACCCCAAUAACAUUCGCACUCAGGUGAUUAGAAUGGUUGGUGAGAGUGGAGAAGCUGUGGGUGCUAAUGUUGGAGGUGGAAGCUCUGGCAGCAAGAUGCCAACGCUGGAGGAAUAUGGCACAAACUUGACGAAGCUAGCUGAGGAGGGUAAGCUGGAUCCUGUUGUUGGAAGGCAGCCACAAAUUGAACGAGUCACCCAGAUCUUGGGACGUCGGACAAAGAAUAAUCCCUGCCUCAUUGGAGAACCUGGUGUAGGAAAGACGGCCAUUGCAGAAGGCCUUGCCCAAAGAAUUGCAAAUGGUGAUGUCCCUGAAACAAUCGAGGGGAAGAAGGUAAUAACCCUAGAUAUGGGUCUACUUGUUGCUGGCACAAAAUACCGUGGGGAGUUUGAAGAAAGAUUAAAGAAGUUGAUGGAAGAAAUUAGACAAAGCGAAGACAUAAUUCUGUUCAUUGAUGAGGUUCACACUUUAAUCGGAGCUGGAGCAGCAGAAGGAGCUAUUGAUGCUGCUAACAUAUUGAAGCCAGCUCUUGCUAGAGGUGAAUUGCAGUGUAUUGGGGCUACGACGCUUGAUGAAUACCGAAAGCAUAUCGAGAAAGACCCAGCAUUGGAGAGACGAUUCCAACCCGUUAAGGUGCCUGAGCCGUCUGUUGAUGAAACAAUACAGAUUUUGAGGGGACUUCGAGAGCGAUAUGAAAUACACCACAAGCUUCAUUACACUGAUGAUGCUUUAGUUGCUGCAGCGGAGUUGUCCCACCAAUAUAUAAGUGACAGAUUUCUUCCCGAUAAAGCAAUUGAUUUGCUUGACGAAGCUGGAUCUCGUGUUCGGCUUCACCAUGCACAGCUACCCGAGGAAGCAAGAGAACUUGAAAAAGAGCUUAGACAGAUUACAAAGGAGAAGAACGAAGCUGUCCGUGGCCAGGACUUCGAAAAGGCAGGAGAGCUACGAGAUAGAGAAAUGGAUCUAAAGACUCAGAUAUCGGCUCUAAUUGAAAAAAACAAGGAAAUGAACAAGGCAGAGAGCGAGGCGAGUGAUGUUGGUGUCACUGUGACGGAAGCCGACAUCCAACAUAUAGUCUCUACUUGGACCGGUAUACCCGUAGAGAAAGUCUCUAGUGAUGAAUCCGAUCGCCUCCUCAAAAUGGAAGAUACCCUCCACACACGAAUCAUCGGUCAAGAUGAAGCCGUGAAAGCCAUAAGCCGGGCUAUCCGCCGUGCACGUGUCGGUCUCAAGAACCCUAACCGUCCCAUAGCCAGUUUCAUAUUUUCAGGACCCACAGGUGUCGGAAAAUCCGAACUUGCAAAAUCACUAGCCACCUACUACUUCGGUUCCGAAGAAGCCAUGAUUCGUCUAGAUAUGAGUGAGUUCAUGGAGCGGCACACAGUCUCAAAGCUCAUCGGUUCACCUCCUGGAUAUGUUGGCUACACCGAAGGCGGUCAACUAACUGAAGCAGUCCGACGCCGUCCUUACACCGUGGUCCUCUUCGACGAAAUUGAGAAAGCUCACCCCGAUGUAUUCAAUAUGAUGCUUCAGAUUCUCGAAGACGGAAGGUUGACCGAUAGCAAAGGACGAACAGUUGACUUCAAGAACACGCUUUUGAUCAUGACAUCAAACGUAGGAAGUAACGUGAUCGAGAAGGGUGGACGAAGGAUAGGAUUCGAUCUUGAUUACGAUGAGAAAGAUAGCAGUUACAAUAGAAUCAAAAGCCUGGUUACAGAGGAACUUAAACAAUAUUUUAGGCCGGAAUUCUUGAACAGACUGGAUGAAAUGAUUGUGUUUAGACAGUUGACGAAGUUGGAAGUGAAGGAAAUAGCGGACAUAAUGCUGAAGGAAGUAUUCGAGCGGCUAAAGGGUAAAGAAAUAGAACUUCAGGUGACGGAAAGAUUCCGCGAUCGAGUGGUGGAUGAAGGUUAUAACCCGAGCUAUGGAGCAAGGCCGCUAAGAAGAGCCAUAAUGCGGCUUUUGGAGGAUAGCAUGGCGGAAAAGAUGCUUGCACGUGAGAUCAAGGAGGGUGAUUCGGUCAUUGUUGAUGUUGAUUCCGACGGUAACGUGACGGUCCUCGGUGGCGGGGCCUUGCCGGAACCCGUUGCAGUGUAGACCAAGUCAUUUGUUGGACAUUUUACCUGCAUAUGUUGGUGGGGGUUUUGGUUACAAGCUGUUGUGUGUUUAUUUUUGUUCCUCCUUAAAAAGUUAUUUGAGUUAGGUUCUACAUUCCAAGGCUUGUAUAUACCAACUAAAUGUGCAAGAUUUUGUAAGGUUGGAGUGGUUGAAUUGUGGUUUAAAAUUCUUGAUCUUUCGCUUUUUGAU
Messenger RNA from Cynara cardunculus var. scolymus (artichoke), 3067 nucleotides. RefSeq names its product ATP-dependent Clp protease ATP-binding subunit ClpA homolog CD4B, chloroplastic-like. Bases 107 to 2857 code for a protein of 916 amino acids. The record is from RefSeq and is a predicted model, not a curated record. The transcript is spliced from 10 exons. Gene Ontology annotation, molecular function: ATP hydrolysis activity; ATP binding; protein binding. Gene Ontology annotation, cellular component: cytoplasm. Lineage: Eukaryota; Viridiplantae; Streptophyta; Magnoliopsida; Asterales; Asteraceae. Gene Ontology annotation, biological process: cellular response to heat.